AUGUUAGGCUCUACCGGUGUCCGGGCGGAAGAUGGCGGCAGCGGCAGCGGCAGCGGUGGACUGGGAGAGGAACGGCUGGAUGGCAGCGGCCGCGAGAGAGGAGCUAGGCGGAAGAAGAUGAUGGGAUAUCUCAAGGCGGCCAAUGAGUUACGACAGGCAUACUCGGCCCAGUGGACGCGAGGAUACCAGGACCAAGACACCAGUAGCCCGGGAAUGCCUGGUGGUUACCCUGAAGGCGAAGCUACAAUCCACGGGGACGAGGAGAUGAUCCUCUUCCCCAGCUACGGGAGACGCCAUAUCCGCGGAGACAAGCAUCAUCACCAUGCCUCGUCCUCUACACAUGCUGCGGCUGAGUUUGAAGCAGCACUGCCGGCUGCACAGAACGAGUGUCAGAAACCCGAGAGUGACUCGGCCAUUGUCGACGUCGAUGCUCGGGGAUGGAUAUAUUCCCCCCAGCGAGGACCCAUGAACCGAAAGACUCGCAUCCUGCUUGCCCUGGCCAGGCGUCUGAGCGGUAUCCAGGUCUCGAGUGCCACAUCUUCUGAUGUUGAUGACUCGUCCGCUCCCGGUAGCCCAAAGUCACCCAGCCAGGAUGACGCCUCUAUAAACCAAAGGGUAGACUCGAUUAUGAAUAAAGCCCAGGAGGGUGUCGAGGAGGCCCAGCAGGCCUCGCAGCAGCUAUCUCCUGAACAAAUGGCAGCCGCGAAUGCACAGCUGAUGGAGCGUUUGACGCCCUUUCUCACCAUUCCGGCCGUCAACAUCCCCGUUACCGUCUUCUUCUUCAACAAGACCCAGAGUCAGUCCAGGACCAUAUCGACUAAUGCGAGCGGACAGUUCAUCCUUCGGGCGUCACUCGAUUUCGUGCCUACUCAUGUCCGUGUGCUCGCUGCCGAGCAUCUGUCAGCCACAGAGGAAGUCAGUUUGUCUGACCCUGGUGGUGUCAGCCUCAUCAGCGACAUAGAUGACACCAUCAAACAUUCCGCCAUUGCAGACGGGGCCAAGGAGAUGUUCCGUAACACAUUCGUCCGCAAUUUGAACGAUCUAACCAUUGCUGGCGUCGGUGACUGGUACACAAAGCUCGCCGAAUUGGGUGUCGGUGUCCAUUACGUCUCUAACUCACCGUGGCAGCUAUACCCGCUCCUGAAGAAAUACUUUUCCCUGGCUGGGCUCCCCCCUGGUUCGUUCCAUCUGAAGCAGUAUUCCGGUAUGCUCCAGGGUAUCUUCGAACCCACCGCUGAAAGAAAACGCCCCAGCCUGGAGAGGAUCAUACAGGACUUUCCGAAUCGCAUGUUCAUCCUAGUUGGUGACAGCGGAGAGGUCGACCUUGAGAUAUAUACCGAACUCGCAAUGACUAACAAGGGCAGGAUUCUUGGAAUCUUCAUCCGUGAUGUAACCACGCCUUCCGUGCAGGGGUUCUUUGACCGGUCAAACCCUCGCCUAGAGAGACGAAGGAGGAACAACUCCAGCAUCGAUUUUAGCAGCCUGUUAAAGACGCCAGAGAAUAAGCCUACUCUACCUCCCAGGAGAAAAGCCGAGCGAGAAGAGACUGUCGUCCCCAUGGGGAACCUCAUUGACCUUGAUGACUGCGAUGACGAUGUGCCAAAACUAGAUAUAUCAAGCCAGAAGCCGGUGGCUACCUCUGGUGCGCCUCCAAAGCCUGCCAAACCAGCAGGUCUUCGCUCUGCAACGGUAGAGUCCAAAGGUAGUAGUAACAGUAAAAAUACUACUAACAGGUCUGGCCAAGCAUCAUCAUCCACUGUCAAUAGAAAACCAGCUCCGGGCAGCCCUAGCAGGUCGACCACCCUAUCCAGGAAUCCCUCAACCGACAGCUACGUUAGCAGCUUCAGAAGCCAAGCUGCUAACCUCUAUAACCAGCUACCUUCCGCUCGAGAGUAUGCCGAAAGGAUAUCCAGUGCCAUCCCCUUGUCAUCUAACAGGACCACUCCUACUUCAUCUCCCAAGGCAAAGCCUGCGCCUCCUCCGGUGCCUCCUCCACGUCGGAGUGCUACUGUAACCAACCCUUCUGCUUCGGCGAGCAGUAGUAAAUCUGCGCCAGCCGCGCCAGGAUCAUCCUCACCCAUCCUUGACAGUGUCCAAGAAGGAACCGUCUCUCUCGACCUCCCCGCUAGUGACUUAAACAGGAUAAACUCCAUGCCUCCGGCGCCCUUCAGACGGACAAACUCGUACCAGUCAUCCGAGGGACUUUCAAGCGGCUUGAACAAGCGUGAAGAGAUGUGGCUGAGACGCUGGGAGCGCGCCAAGGAAAUGCUUGACCGAGAAGGAGUCCCGUUAUACAGCUGGCGUGAUGGUGGAGACGUAGAAGAGCUAUGUCUGGAGAUGCUUCCAAAUAUUUCAACUAUCAGCCCUCAGCCGGCUGCUGUUCGAUGUAUAUACCGUACCAAAGGCUAG
This is a messenger RNA of Nannizzia gypsea CBS 118893, 2409 nucleotides long. RefSeq names its product actin patch protein 1. The record is from RefSeq and is a predicted model, not a curated record. Gene Ontology annotation, molecular function: phosphatidate phosphatase activity. The transcript is spliced from 2 exons. Lineage: Eukaryota; Fungi; Ascomycota; Eurotiomycetes; Onygenales; Arthrodermataceae. The coding region runs from base 1 to 2409 and encodes 802 amino acids. Gene Ontology annotation, cellular component: actin cortical patch.